Molecule: messenger RNA, 3027 nt
Organism: Metarhizium brunneum ARSEF 3297
Lineage: Eukaryota; Fungi; Ascomycota; Sordariomycetes; Hypocreales; Clavicipitaceae
Gene: fbxw1
Product: Beta-TrCP
Molecular function (GO): protein binding
Source: RefSeq, a predicted model, not a curated record
AUGGCGAAGCCUGACCAACUUCCGGCCAUGGAUCCGUUUUCCCCAGCACAUCAGCCCGAUGAAGGCUAUUCGGAGGACCCUUUAAAUCCUACCGUUCAUCAUGGUCUGCCGGCGAGUUUAGCGACAUUACGGUCACCGGCAGAGCUGCCAUCUUGGUUGGCAAGCAAUGCCUCGGCGUUGCCAGUGUCUGUCAAGAAGGAAUUAACACUCGCGCUUCUCGAUGACCUUCCCACAUCGGCCAUCGCCGAGAUCGUCCAGCGAUUAAAUCCCCGGCUAUACAUCGAUUUCGUCCAAUAUCUUCCAGCCGAAAUCUGUCUCAAAAUACUGGGAUAUCUAGAUCCCGUUUCAUUAGUUGGUGUCGCCCAAACAUGCCGCGCUUGGUACGAAUUGGCAUUGGAUCGGAAACUCUGGGAGCGCCUGUACCAUCUCGAAGGCUGGAAGGCGGUGGCGAGCGAGAUUGAACUGUGCGAGGGCAGAGUCAACGUUGGUCUAACAAGCUCUAUUGGUCACUUACAUCGAAUCCAGAAUGCGGAUGGCCAGACCAACAAGAUUCGUGCGAUACUGAAUGAAGAUGAAGACCAGGAAAUGACAGGGACGUCUCGGAGCCAGGACAUGGUCCCAGAACCAGUAGGAAUCGAGGGUAGCAGCAUUUUUGGAACUCCUGGCUCAUCAUUUUCCUCAAAUCGGCAACUUAUGUCACUCACAGGCGGGGAUGUCGAUAUGGACAUUAGUUUUGCGUCAAGUUCGUCAGCCUACAAGGGCAAAGGCGUAGAUAGGAGCUGUGGUUCAUCAGAUGUUGUGCGUGCCAAGCGAAAGGAGCCCGGAGGGACACCGGAACCCUCUUUGCCUCCUAUAUUGCCUCCAGAUCACCCAAGUGCUUCAAUACGAUCAACCCUGUGGGCUUGGGACAUUGGUAGCUCAAGGUAUCGCAUUAACUGGAAGUAUCUUUACAACAUGCGACGACGACUGGAGUCCAACUGGGAACUUGGCAAAUACACGACUUUCCAGCUGCCACACCCUCAGUACCCCGAAGAGGGACAUCAAGAAUGCGUUUAUACUCUGCAGUUCGACGCAGACUAUUUAGUGAGCGGCAGCAGAGACCAGACGAUGCGUAUUUGGAACGUUCGAACGCGUCGCCUAGUUCGACCCCCGCUAAUCGGACACAAUGGUUCGGUCUUGUGUCUGCAGUUUGACGCUCACCCCUCCGAGGAUAUCAUUGUUUCGGGCAGCAGUGACUCUAAUGUCUUCAUCUGGAAAUUCUCAACCGGCGAGCUUAUUCAACAAAUUACCAAGGCGCAUCGUGAGUCAGUUUUGAAUGUUCGCUUCGACAAACGGAUUCUUGUCACAUCCUCGAAAGACAAAACCAUCAAAAUCUUUAACAGAAGACCACUUCGCUUUGGAGAGCUGGGGUAUGGGGCGGGCGAGUCGGCAUUCAGCGCCGUUGGGAAGACCAUCAAGCGAUACGGCUAUGAACCGGAUUUAGCCCAGGAGCUACCUGUCAAGGAACCAUAUACCAUGAUUGGUCGGUUGGAAGGCCACGGUGCUGCCGUCAAUGCCAUUCAGGUUAGAGAUCGCACCAUCGUGUCUGUGUCCGGAGACCGGCAUAUCAAGGUUUGGGACUGGCCGGACCAAGUGUGCACGCAAACCAUCCCUGCUCACGAUAAGGGCAUCGCCUGCGUCGAGUUCGACGGACGACGAAUUGUAAGUGGUAGCAGUGACUACGAGGUGUGCAUUUUUGACGCGCCUACCGGGUUGAAGGUUGCACAAUUACGUGGCCACGCGCAUUUGGUCAGAACCGUGCAAGCGGGCUUUGGUGAUCUGCCAUACAGCAAGGCUGAAGAUGAGGUGGAUGCCAAGAUUGUGGAUGCUGAGUACUUCAAAGCUGUUGAGGCCGGAGAGGUGGCCCGUGAUGGUGAGAGACGAAACCGAAGAACUAGGAGAGUGAACGCAGGGAGCUCUAGGCCGGCUGAUGUGCAGGCAUUUGGAGCCAAGGUGCCACCUGGAGGGGGCGGCGGUCGCAAGUAUGGACGAAUUGUGUCUGGGUCAUACGAUCAGAGCAUCAUUAUUUGGAGACGUGACAAGGAGGGUGUUUGGAAACCGGCCCAUCACCUUCGCCAGGAAGAGGCGGCAGCUGCAGCGCAGAGAAACAUGGCCCUGGCCAUACCGCCACAACCCAUCCUACAACCUACUUUUUCAAAUCAACACCAAGGGGGCCUCCCAAUGCACCCAUCUGCUGGUCCCCCGGCCAUGCGCAUUCCUGCCUCCCGCAGCAGACUCCCGCCCCUUGGGGAGAUGAGCCAGGCCAGCGUCGACCCCAGCGUCGGUGCGCAGGGGACCUCCGGGCUCUAUAUGAACUUGAUUGAUCAAGUCGUCCCCCUUGGUGCCCGAGCACUGGAGCAGACAUUGGCCAAUUAUCCAGCCAUGCUUAGCCACCACAACUACCUGCAGUCUGUCAUUGAACGCGAGCCGUCGCCAUUGGCACGCACACAGCUUCGACAAGCCAUCACAGCAGCGUUAGUCGCCUUUCAAACCGGGCAGCAGUCGACAAGACAACGCCCGGCCAGUACACCGAAUCCAGCCUCAACAGCGCCGCCUGCUGCCGCUGCUGGUCCUUCUGUUGCGGGACCCAGCAAUCCUCCCGGAAUGCCGGCAACGUACCAGGCCGCAGAUAUCCCAACCCCUAGACCAACACAAGCCAUCGCCGGACCAUCACUAGCUGCGAUACAUGUUGCUCCAGACGUGAACAUGGCAACGGCUGCUACGCCAAUGCCAAAUCCUCUUCCGACCCCCACGCCUGCACCAGCUCAACCAGCCCAAGUACCAGCACAACACAACCCUCCCCCGCCGGCGCAUCACCACCCGCAUAUUGCCGGGGCAGAGAAUGCACCAGCUCGCGUAUUCAAGCUCCAGUUCGAUGCUCGCAAGAUUGUGUGCUGUAGCCAAGCGCCCGUCAUUGUGGGCUGGGACUUUUGCAACGGAGAUAGUGAGCUCGAGGAGACUGCUCGAUUCUUUGCUACAGUGGAUUAG